This is a messenger RNA of Lottia gigantea (owl limpet), 402 nucleotides long. RefSeq lists its product as hypothetical. The transcript has 2 exons. Lineage: Eukaryota; Metazoa; Mollusca; Gastropoda; Lottiidae. The record is from RefSeq and is a predicted model, not a curated record. The annotation marks the transcript as partial.
AACCAUGAAUAUAACAAAGGUAACCAUGAAUUCCACAUAUGUAACCAUGAGUCUUACAUAUGUAACCACAAAUUUAACAUAUGUAGCCAUGAAUAUUACACAGGUAACCAUGUGUUUUACAUAUGUAACCAUGAAUUCCACAUAUGUAACCAUGAGUCUUACAUAUGUAACCACAAAUUUAACAUAUGUAGCCAUGAAUAUUACACAGGUAACCAUGUGUUUUACAUAUGUAACCAUAAAUAUUACAAAGAUAAUCAUGAAUAUUACAUAUGUAACCAUGAAUCGUACAUUUGUAACCAUGGCUAUUACACAGGUAACCAUGAGUAUUACAUAUGUAAUAUUCAUGGUUACAUAUGUAAUAUUCAUGGUUACAUAUGUAAUAUUCAUGGUUACAUAUGUUAA